AUGAGUCGAAAUACGAACUGUUCCGAGGUGGAUGCCGAAGGCUCAGGUUCAGAAUUAUCGAGCGUCACCAAACACAAUGUUGAGCUACGAAGAGUAAGAGACAGUGUACCGUGGCGUCUUUGGGUUGUCGCCGUCAUAGGUCUUUGGGAGAAGGCCGCGUUCUGGGGCAUGCUCGCACCAUGGCCUGACUCUGAAAUCACAGAGAACUACAUGGAGAAUCCAUCGCACUAUGGGAAGAAUCAGACCCCCGGAGCACUCGGGCUCGGGCAAGCAGUGGCAACCCGAAUCUACUGCUGCUUUUACAUAUUCUACUACGUCACACCUAUAUUUGUCGCAAUCGUGGCGGAUAGCAAACUCGGGCAGUACAAAUCGCUGAUCAUCAGUAUCGUUUUGUACUGCCUAGGUAUCGUGGCACUGACCGCAAGUUCGAUAACGGCCAACAUUGACAAGGGUUGGGGCGUCCCUGGACUUGUUGUGGCCAUGUUCCUGAUUGGCCUAGGCGGUGGAGGAGUCAGGGCAAUACUUCCACCCUUCCUUGCCGACCAAUACAAGAAGUCGGGACCCCAAAUCAAGACAUUAAAGACGGGCGAAAAGGUCAUCACGGACUACGAGUUGACUCUCCAGUACAUCUACAACCUCUACUUCUGGGUCGGAAACGUUGGUUCACUAUCUGCGUUCGGCACUGUUUUCAUCGAGAAGAAGUAUGGCUUCGCCCAAGCAUACGGCCUCAGUCUCGGCUUCAUGGUCCUCUCACUUCUCAUGCUCAUCGCAGGCAAGAACUGGUAUGUGCAGGUGUCUCACAAAGACAACCUUAUUGUGCCGCAAGCCACAAAGAUUGUAGCAUGUGCUAUAAAGAACGGCUGCAAGAUGAAGCGCGCGGGCCCCGACUACCAGCGCGAGCGCCACAGCAAGACCGUCUCAUGGACCGAGAACAUGGUCGACGAACUGACUCACGGACUACGUGGUUGCCGCGUUCUAUUCACUUUCGUAAUGUUCUGGGUUUGCUUCGAUCAAAUGCAGAACAACCUCAUUUCGCAAGCCGGACAAAUGGACAUGAGAGGUACACCAAACGACCUACUGCCGGGACUCAAUCAGGUCGGCUGCAUCAUUCUAGGUCCAGCCAUUCAGAUGGGCCUCUACCCACUUCUUCACCGUCGCAGAAUCUACAUCGGGCCAAUAAUGCGCAUCACGAUCGGCUUUGGCUUUAUGAUGCUUGCCAUGUUGUAUGCGACUAUCGUGCAACACGCCAUCUAUACUUCUUCGCUAUGCUUGGGAAGCGACAGUGACUGCUCAAGUUCAGCCUUGGAUAAACGAAGUCGGCCGAAUGUCUGGUUACAAGCGCCCAUCUAUUUCCUCAUCUCGGGAGGUGAGAUCUUCGCCUACGUCACUGGCCUUGAGUACGCCUACGACCAUUCGCCCAAGGACAUGAAAGUAAUUGUCCAGGCAAUCAAUCUACUCGUCGCUGGCGUCGGUUCGGUAGUCGCUCUCGCUCUGACGCCUGUCGCCCACGAUCCAAACCUGGUCAUCUUCUACGCCUCACUUACGGGAGGAAUGGCAGUCACAACAUUCUUCUUCUGGUUCAGCUUUCGAAACUACGACAGAAGCCCAAUUGAUACCACGCAGAACCAUUCAGUAGAAGAGGACGCGUUAGAUGUUGAGAAGGGCAUGUCCGUACAAGACGGUGACAAUGUCGAUAUUCAUGAUCAGAAGGCUGAGAAAGCGAUGACUGGCGUACUUUCGAACGAAACUGCGAUCAAAGAACCCAUGUCGUUCGACAAGGAAAUUGCCUCUGGGGACUCUCUUCAGAUACAGUUCAGGAACCAAAACCGCACACAGGCGCUUGGUUGA
This is a messenger RNA of Parastagonospora nodorum SN15, 1848 nucleotides long. RefSeq lists its product as hypothetical. The transcript is spliced from 3 exons. The record is from RefSeq and is a predicted model, not a curated record. Gene Ontology annotation, biological process: transmembrane transport. Gene Ontology annotation, molecular function: tripeptide transmembrane transporter activity; dipeptide transmembrane transporter activity. Gene Ontology annotation, cellular component: plasma membrane; fungal-type vacuole. NCBI's taxonomy places the organism in Eukaryota, Fungi, Ascomycota, Dothideomycetes, Pleosporales, Phaeosphaeriaceae. Bases 1 to 1848 code for a protein of 615 amino acids.